Condylura cristata (star-nosed mole) is the source of this 792-nucleotide messenger RNA. RefSeq names its product ChaC, cation transport regulator homolog 2 (E. coli) (gene CHAC2). Bases 90 to 644 code for a protein of 184 amino acids. Gene Ontology annotation, cellular component: cytoplasm. NCBI's taxonomy places the organism in Eukaryota, Metazoa, Chordata, Mammalia, Eulipotyphla, Talpidae. Gene Ontology annotation, biological process: glutathione catabolic process. The transcript is spliced from 3 exons. Gene Ontology annotation, molecular function: glutathione specific gamma-glutamylcyclotransferase activity; gamma-glutamylcyclotransferase activity. The record is from RefSeq and is a predicted model, not a curated record.
CCGGUUACUCGCAUCGGGUAGACUGCAACCCCGCCGGCACCCUGAGAACGCAGCUGAGGCACCUACUGCGGCGUCGGAUUACCGGGAAAAUGUGGGUUUUUGGUUACGGGUCCUUGAUCUGGAAGGUGGAUUUCCCUUAUCAGGACAAGCUGGUCGGAUACAUCACAGGCUACAGCAGGCGCUUCUGGCAGGGCAGCACCGACCAUCGCGGGGUCCCCGGCAAGCCUGGAAGAGUGGUGACUCUUGUUGAAGAUCCUGGGGGCUGUGUGUGGGGUGUUGCUUAUAGAUUGCCAGUAGGAAAGGAAGAAGAAGUAAAAGCAUACCUUGACUUCAGAGAGAAAGGCGGCUAUAUGACAACAACAGUUAUUUUUUAUCCGAAAGAUCCCACAACGAAACCAUUCAGUGUGUUGUUAUAUAUUGGAACAUGUGAUAAUCCUAAUUAUCUCGGUCCUGCACCUCUGGAAGACAUUGCUGAACAAAUUUUUAAUGCAGCUGGUCCUAGCGGAAGAAAUACAGAGUAUCUUUUUGAACUUGCAAAUUCUAUUAGAAACCUUGUGCCAGAAGAUGCAGAUGAGCAUCUCUUCUCUUUGGAAAAAUUAGUAAAGGAACGUUUAGAAAGAAAACCAAACCUCAACUGCAUAUAAAGACCCAAUACUGACUUUUCCAAAUAAGGAGAGCUCCUUCAGCAAAGAGAUUCACUGCACAACAACAGUAUGAUAUGAAAAUGUGUUUAAGAUCUUAUUUUUCUCUAAUACAGUGUAGAUGUCAUAAAAUUUAGUUUAAUUCCAACUG